This is a messenger RNA of Diatraea saccharalis (sugarcane borer), 4411 nucleotides long. NCBI's taxonomy places the organism in Eukaryota, Metazoa, Arthropoda, Insecta, Lepidoptera, Crambidae. The record is from the annotation of a GenBank genome assembly.
AUGGCUGAUGAUGAUGAUGACAUUGAUAUUGCAGGUGAACUUAUAAUAAAUAUUGUGGAUGUAAAUCGGCACGCUCCUGUGUUCGGUCAGCCAGCUUAUCACUUGACGAUGGCGGAAGAACAACCCGUGGGUACAGUGCUGGACACGUUCACUGCUACCGAUAAAGAAACACCUGUCGCUGCUAUCAUCAUACAACCACCGAGUCCAUAUUUUGAGAUCAACAAUGUUACCGGCGUUGUAAAAACCACUCAACGUAUAGACUACGAGAAACUCCACAAUAUAGAAUUCACAUUAGUAGCGUUUGACUCCGGCGUUCCUCAGCUGUCUACAUCAGCGUCGGUUCUGGUGGAAAUCCUCAAUGUCAACGAUGAAGAGCCGGUAUUUGCAGCUGAAGCUUACGACGCAGCUGUAGCUGAACAUUCGGCUCCUGGUACUAAAGUUCUUACAGUCACUGCUGUAGAUAAAGAUGAAGGGGAGUUCGGUUCAGUCACUUACAGCUUGACUGGGAACUCAUCUUCUUUAUUCUCCAUCGACCCCAACACCGGCGUGGUAACAGUAGCUCAGUCUGCUGACAUCGAUCGCGAGACUAUUGCUGAUAUCUAUUUACGCGCUGUCGCCAGUGAUAAUGCGCCUGCGCAUCUCAAACGUACUACUAGCGUACCGGUACAUAUUAAAGUCUUAGAUAUAAACGACCACGCGCCUGUAUUCUCCCAACAAGUAUACAAAAGUACCGUCGCUGAGAACAUACGAUUAGAUCCACCACCUGCGAUACUUCAAGUCUUGGCUGAAGACAAAGACGAGGGAACCAAUGGAAAGAUAGAAUAUAAAAUCGUAGAGCAGAGUGAACCAGGCGUAUUCACGGUGGAUCCAAACACUGGUAUCAUAUACCCGGCCAAACCAGUGACCGGUAACACGACGUACCAACUGACCGUGGCCGCGACGGACGGAAGCGGACACGGACAAUACACGGACACGGCGAGAGUGGACAUCACUGUGCUCAGCGUUAAUAAACACAGUCCAGUGUUCGUACAUCCACCACCUGAACAGAGACAGUUGGAAAUACCAGAGAACGCCGCUCAAGCUGACUACCUGAUUACCACAAUAAAAGCAACAGACGAUGACAGUGGUGAGAAUGGACGAGUGUCUUACUACCUGAAGGUAGAUAACAAGAACGUCGGUGAAACACCUGAGUUCAGUCUUGACCCUGACUCCGGAGAGCUCAGGACCAAGACCUUCCUCGAUAGGGAAGAUAAUGCAGAAUAUCAGUUGGUAAUAGCAGCAGUGGAUAACGGUACUCCUGCUCAAUUCGAAACUCUACGAUUACUGUCUGUUGUGUUGGCGGACGAUGACGAUAAUGCGCCACGUUUCCAGAAUCCUCAACAUCAAUUCAGUAUAAAAGAGAACUUGCCCGUGGGAGUAGUUGUUGGUACUGUGAAAGCAACAGAUAAAGAUUCCGGGGAGCAUGGUAAAGUCUACUACCACAUAUUGGAAGGAAACCAGGAUGGAGUGUUCGUGCUGGAUAGGACACAAGGCAUCAUAAGGGCUAACAUUAGCUUCGACAGGGAGAAGCAACCGGAAUACUCUUUAACGAUAUACGCCAGCAACAAUCCUAUACUAGAGCACGCCGCCGCUAUUCUAAACUCCAUAGACAAUAACACUGAAAGUCAAGAUCACAGCAUCACGGUCGUCAAGAUAAAAGUCCUCGAUGAUAACGACAAUGAGCCGAAAUUCCAACAGAACGUGUAUCAUGCUGUAAUAAAGCAUACGGCGCGAGUGAAUGAGCCGAUCCUGUCAGUAGUAGCGGAAGAUCCGGACUUCGAAGAGAACGGUACCCUCAUCUAUGUAGUGGCUGCCUCCAACCUUUACAAGUUUGGUGCUUCUGAAUCCAGCGGCAGUGUGGUCCCAUCGCCUUUCAAUAUCAGUCAAGAUGGGGUGGUGAUGACCGCUUCCUAUAUGGCGGAGUACAACCAGGACAGGUUCGUGCUGGACAUUAUAGCUCAGGAACUAGCCCCGCCACAUAGACAAGCCAAGGCACAAGUUUAUCUAUGGAUAAUAGACCGGUCAUCCCUGAUCCGUAUGGUGGUGUCGCGUAGUUGUACCGCGCCCGUAUCUGGAGUACAGAAACGUCUCGCGGCCGCCGGGAACAUACUCUUGGUACCAGGAAGGAGGGUGCCUUUAGUGCAGGCCGAUAGAAAAUACGAUGAUUGGUGCGAGAUACACUUAUUAGCUGUAGAUCCAAAGACAUAUCAAGUGUUGCCAGUGGAACGAGUGCUGGAAAUUAUAGACUCAAAAUUCGAUGAUCUCAAAGAUAUUUACCAGGAGUACGGGGUGGAGACGCUGAUUGCGGCCAGCUCUACUUCUAAGGCUCCAGACAGCUUUGAUCCAGCUUUGGCUGCGCUGAUUGCACUUUUGAUCGUUCUAUUUACUGGAAUCGUUACUUUCAUCGUCGUUUGCGCUUGCCUCAAGCAUUGGGUGAUACCUCCUCCGUCCAUGCAGUCCAGCAAAGGCGACAGUUUAGCUCGUCGAAGGAUUCUAGAAGAAUUGAGUACUACAGAAAACCCUCUAUGGCUGGAAACAAAACUGAGGCCGUAUGAAGAACAGGAGCUCACCAUGAACGUAUUCGGCGAUCAACUCGAACCAGCAGCAGAGCAACCACAGACGGAUAACACGUACGCAACUAUACAAGGUAGUCGCACAACAGAACGGUUUGGUGACUACGCGACUUUAGGCGGAGAUUCGCCUACGCCAUUGGAAGCAGCUCUAGGAUUUCAGGGAAGCACAUUUAAACCACCAUCGCCGGAUACUCCAGAGCCACCACCCAGACCUUCAGCGGGCUUAGGACAACUAUAGUAAUAAUAUUUUAAUUUAUAAGAUUGAAAGUCAUUCCAUUUAAAAACUCGAAUCUCAAUUAAACUCGUGCAAAACUUCACUAGCAAAAGAAUUUAGUCAUUCCAUCGUUGACGUAUUAUGUAUUUUUUUUAAAUCAUUAUAUUAAAAGUUGACGAAAAUCGAAAAAAAAUCUAACCAAUGAUGUCACUUCAGUUAUUGUUUAAAAAGUAAAAGUUAAUAUUUGCUCUUUUUAUUACAAAUAAUAACAAAAUUUAAGAUACUUUAAACAGUUAUUAUUAUAAAACAGUGUGGCCUAAGAUUGUAUCCUUGUGGAACACAAAUUCACCAAUUGUAGAAAAGAAUAUUGAAAUAAUUUUGUUUUGUUUUAAUAAAACACUACAAAUUAGUUAGUUAGAUACUUAUAAAUUUUGUAGAUAAUUAAAAGUAAAGACUAAUUUUACCCUUAAUGAAUCUCGAUACUGACAGCUGGUAUUUUACUUGAUAUUUUUUAAUAGAUUUAUAUUUUUAAAAUAUUUAUAAGUAGAUUAGUUAGGUAUAUCGGCUUCGUUUCAAACAAAAACUUGCAUGUUGGCAAUGUAUUAUAUUAGUUUCGAAUCAUUAACAAAAGCAUUCCGAUGAAGACUGCUUACAGUACUAUAGUGUUACCAUAUAUCAUGUGAUACAUUGACAACGUCCAUUAUCUUUAGCUCUUAUUGUAUGAAUAUCGGAACAGGUACUUUUUUCAUUUCAUAAUUAUAUUUUUAUGUGAUCUUAGCCAAUAUUUUGUAUAAUAAUUGCAAUUAUUUUAUUACUAAAUAUGUUUUUAUUUUUUACAAUUUGUUUCUGAAUUUUGGUAACUUUGCAUUGUUUCCUCUAUUGCAUGUUUAUAUAAGAAUAUGACUGAUUUGUAUCGAAAAUACUAAAUAUGUCUAUUAUUUGUAAAACUAUUGCUAUAAUUGCCAUAUUUGUAGAUUGUACAAUUUUGUGUACAAAUUGUAUUUUAUAUACUUAAAUGUAAGUACCAAUUGAGAUAUUAUUGAAUCUAUCUAACGUUACAUUUACAAAACUUUAUGUAUGUAACAUAUGGAGAACUUUAUUGUAACUAGGUAAUUUUAUAAACGAAUAGUCAAUAAUAUAGAUUUCGUUAUUUUGUAAAUAUAUAAAUUUUUGACUUUUACACCUAAAAGUAUUAUUUAACGACUCUGAAAACAAUAUAUUUUGAUACUUCAGCAUUUGUGUUUUUAUAUAAUUCAAUGUCCUUCCUUAUUUAAUGCAUAAUAUAAAGACUUCAAUAAUUAAUAUUCAUCUGUAUCUUUUUUAAUGCCUUUAUAACACCUAUUUAAUGAAUCCAUUACAACUCUGACCGUAUCCAGGUAAGACGACAGAUUUACGUUGAGGCACUCUUCCAAGAAGAUCAUGGAUGUGGUCAAUUUCAAAUAAAGCUCUCCCAUUGCUUCUAUCUUCAUCAUUAUUAACCUUUGCAAGGUGUUGUUGUAGCCAUCUCUUUCUAUCUGCAAGAUUAUGAUUAAUUAUACUUCAAUAUGUAGCAUGAUCAUCGUAUAAUAUAUUUUAGUAAAUUCAA